Molecule: messenger RNA, 1062 nt
Organism: Planococcus citri (citrus mealybug)
Lineage: Eukaryota; Metazoa; Arthropoda; Insecta; Hemiptera; Pseudococcidae
Product: H2.0-like homeobox protein
Exons: 4
Coding region: 335-964 (209 amino acids)
Biological process (GO): regulation of DNA-templated transcription
Molecular function (GO): DNA-binding transcription factor activity, RNA polymerase II-specific; sequence-specific DNA binding
Source: RefSeq, a predicted model, not a curated record
AAGACUAGAUGAGCCAUAUAAUAGCCCUAAUAAAACGGCGCAAGGUGCGCAUCUUCCACUUCUUGUUGUGUACUUUAGUGGCUGUAUCCACUUGGAUGACUCCGCCUUGUAUGUACGUGUAGUAUAUGUGACUCGGUGUUUAGAUAUUAACCAUAUGGGUAAUAAUAUUGAAAUGAAAAAUUAGUAUACAAUCCUAGCCUCCUGUGGAAUGAUGAUUAGCCCCGUGUGUCGAGUCGAGCAACUAGUUUUAUCAUCGAAGCACUCGACGUUGAGGUGAUCGAAGAAUCGAUACCUAAGUCGAUGAUUUUGUGCGAAAUCGCGAUCGCGACGAGAAAUGAACGAUUACGGUUAUGAUCCACUUGGUAAUAAUUCGUGUAGAGGUGAUUUGAUCGGUAAUUACGGUGUAAAAUACGCGAACGAUGAUCGAGAUCGAAGUAUUUCCGGUGGUGGCGAUGGUAGUGGUGGUGUCGCGAAACGAUUGAAAUUUGGUAUUGAUAUGAUUUUGUCGAAAGAAGAUACCGAUAGGAAGAAGCAUACGAAUGCGGUUGAAUCGAAUACGAGAUAUUUUCACGGCACGUUGCAUUGUUGUCAGAUGAACCAUUUUUCAUAUUCGCAGUUUUAUCCACCUUUGUACAUAUCGGCGAAUGGUGUUUUACCUGUGGUUAGAAAAUAUGCCAAUUUUGUUAUCGAAGACCAUGCCAGCUCCGAUGGGGCCACCAGCAAACGAAAACGAAUUUGGUCUCGAGCGGUAUUCUCCAAAUUACAACGUAAAGGAUUAGAAAAACGAUUUCAGAUCCAAAAAUACAUUAUGAAACCGGAUCGAAAACAAUUAGCAGCGACUUUAGGACUUACAGAUGCUCAAGUCAAAGUAUGGUUUCAAAAUAGACGAAUGAAAUGGCGCAAUAGUCGAGAAAAUAACGAUAAAAAAGAGGGCGAAGAUAAAGCUGCGAAUAAAUCGACGUAAUUGUUGACGUCUUAUUGGUGCUAUUAAUUUAUAAGAAAUAUUGUAAAAUGUGUAUAAUAAUAAUUUUUUUACAGAAAAAUAUAAUCGUUGUACGUUUC